UUGCCGCUAACUUCACGCCUUUGCACAAAUGCUCCAUUUUUUUGUUAGGUUAAUUGGGUUGUUUGUCAUUGGGCAAAACACCCGCACAGAACAUACCGCGGGGGGAUAUUUUGUGAACACCCGUAGCAUAUAUACAGUACAUAGAUUAUGCAGUUUUCUCUUGGAUUAUUAAUCUAACAUUCCUGAAAACUGAACAGUGACCUGAAAAAAUGGCGAGAAUUCAAGCUGAGGGUAGAGAAGAACCACCAAGUCAGGAAUCCAUCCCAGAAAUCGAUCAAGAUCAAAGCCAAUUAUCGAAGUCUUUAGAAGAGCUUUCUGUGGACACCAAGCCGAGUACCAGUGCUGAAACACCUAAGAAAACUUCCAAUAAUGAGGAGGAACUUGUCAUGUCUACCCCAGUUGGAAAAGGUCGUGCCAGUACUGAAACCCCAAGUCCGAAAGUGAUCAUAAAGCCAGCUCCGGUACCCCUUAAAGAUAACCAGGAGUACCUAAAGGACUUUGAUAUUUUUGAGAAACGCGAUGGUAGUCCAGUUAUUACGCAGUACAAUCUGCCGAACAGCGAUGUGAUGGAACGCAUUGUCCUGGUUAUUGAUAGGGCGCAGGAUGAAAACUAUACGCCAUUUGUUAUAGGAAGCCAAAAGUAUACACCUUUGAGCAUGGUUAAAAGAGCAAUAAGUAUUUUCAUCAAACUAAAGUUGGCCGUUAAUCCAAAUCACGAGUUUGCGAUUAUUGUUAUGAAUGAGAACAACGCAACAUUGCUCCUGGAGUUAACCAACGAUGUUAAGAAACUAUUGGACUGUUUAAAUCAGAUUAACGAAUGCAUAACCGAAGACAUUUUCGAUUUAAACAAAGUUUUUGAAAUUAUAGAAGGUGUCGAAAUCCCGACUCCUCAAGCACUCGGACUGCCACCCCCUUUCGUAUUGAGAACAGUACUGUUUUAUGGAAGAUCGUAUACCUUGCCACAAAUCACACACACUGAGAAAUUAGACGAGUUUUUGAAUAACCCCUUUUUUAUUCUGGACAUUUUGAUGACUCACGAGCCCCUAGAAACCAGCAACCACUGCCAGAAAAUAUUCGACAUUUUGCAGAAUAUUGAUAAAAAAGGAAUUUCGUAUUUUUUCCCAGUCUGUCGGGAUUUGAGGAGAGUUCACCGGUGUAUGGGAAAAUUAUUAGGACAUCCACUACAACGACCUAUUCAAAAGCUCGUAAAAAACUAAUGCGGCUUAUUGAGUCAAUGUAAGUGUUUCAAGGGAUGCCGUUUUGCUUUGAGAAUUUUCCCAGCAAACUUUUGGGAGUUUGUGAGUACAUAUAACUUUUUAUAAUUAAAUUUAGUACGUUUACUUUAUAUUAUUUCUGCAUUAUAUUUCAUGAUUUUAA
Dendroctonus ponderosae (mountain pine beetle) is the source of this 1377-nucleotide messenger RNA. RefSeq names its product BRISC and BRCA1-A complex member 1. Gene Ontology annotation, cellular component: nuclear body; BRCA1-A complex; BRISC complex. The record is from RefSeq and is a predicted model, not a curated record. Gene Ontology annotation, biological process: double-strand break repair; mitotic G2 DNA damage checkpoint signaling; protein K63-linked deubiquitination. The transcript has a single exon. NCBI's taxonomy places the organism in Eukaryota, Metazoa, Arthropoda, Insecta, Coleoptera, Curculionidae. Bases 210 to 1217 code for a protein of 335 amino acids.